Messenger RNA from Rhineura floridana, 5245 nucleotides. It is a transcript of the gene PAK2, whose product is annotated as p21 (RAC1) activated kinase 2. Gene Ontology annotation, molecular function: protein serine/threonine kinase activity; ATP binding. Gene Ontology annotation, biological process: intracellular signal transduction; regulation of MAPK cascade; protein phosphorylation. Lineage: Eukaryota; Metazoa; Chordata; Lepidosauria; Squamata; Rhineuridae. The coding region runs from base 271 to 1836 and encodes 521 amino acids. The transcript is spliced from 15 exons. Gene Ontology annotation, cellular component: cytoplasm. The record is from RefSeq and is a predicted model, not a curated record.
ACCUUUCGCGCCGCGGUCCGCACCAGGAGCCGCUUGGCAGACUCCGCCCCUUCCUCUCCCGGGCUGUGGCCACGCGCGGCGGUUCCGCUUACUCCUCUGGCCGCCCGGUGGGCCCUCCCCGCCAUUGUAGGAGGCCGCGCCCUGUCCUCCAGUCCUCUCAAGCGACCUGGUCGCCGGCGGCGAGAACCUCGGCUGGGGUCCGAGGAGUCUAAGCGGCCUGCAGGCUGCCGGAGCUCUUUUCACGAGUGUGUUGUCUAGCUAUUAGGUAUCAUGUCUGACAACGGAGAACUCGAAGAUAAGCCACCAGCUCCACCUGUUCGGAUGAGCAGCACUAUUUUCAGUUCAGGAGGGAAAGAUCCAUUAUGUGCGAAUCAUAGCUUGAAACCCCUGCCCUCUGUUCCAGAAGAGAAAAAGCCCAGGAACAAAAUCAUCUCUAUAUUUAGCACUGAAAAAGGGAGCAAGAAAAAGGAAAAAGAAAGGCCUGAAAUUUCUCCCCCAUCAGACUUUGAACAUACAAUUCAUGUUGGGUUUGAUGCUGUUACUGGAGAAUUCACUGGAAUGCCGGAGCAGUGGGCUCGGCUGCUACAGACGUCAAAUAUCACUAAGUUAGAACAGAAGAAGAACCCUCAGGCUGUACUAGAUGUGCUGAAGUUCUAUGAUUCUAAAGACACAGCAAAACAGAAAUAUUUGAGUUUUUCUGCUACAGAAAAGGAUGGAUUCCCCUCAGGAUCACCAGCACCCAAUACAAAAGGGUCAGAGCCUUCUGCAGCACCUGAAGAGGAAGAUGAUGAUGAAGUGGCACCACCAGUUAUUGCCCCACGACCAGAUCAUACAAAAUCGAUUUACACACGGUCAGUAAUAGAUCCCAUCCCAGCACCUUCUGGUGACUCAGGUGACAGUGCUACUAAAUCAGCUGACAAGCAGAAAAAGAAAACUAAGAUGUCAGAUGAAGAGAUCAUGGAAAAGCUACGAACUAUUGUGAGCAUAGGAGAUCCCAAGAAAAAAUAUACCAGAUAUGAAAAAAUAGGACAGGGGGCUUCAGGUACAGUUUUCAUUGCCAUAGAUGUGGCAACAGGACAGGAGGUUGCUAUUAAACAAAUAAAUCUUCAGAAACAACCCAAGAAGGAGUUAAUUAUAAAUGAAAUUCUGGUAAUGAAAGAACUGAAGAACCCAAACAUAGUCAACUUUCUAGACAGUUACCUAGUGGGAGACGAGCUGUUUGUUGUAAUGGAGUAUCUGGCUGGAGGGUCUCUAACAGAUGUAGUUACAGAGACUUGCAUGGAUGAGGCGCAGAUUGCCGCUGUCUGCAGAGAGUGUUUGCAGGCAUUGGAAUUCCUCCAUGCCAAUCAGGUGAUCCACAGAGAUAUUAAAAGUGACAACGUGCUGUUGGGAAUGGAUGGAUCAGUUAAGCUGACUGAUUUCGGUUUCUGUGCACAGAUUACUCCAGAGCAGAGCAAACGUAGUACUAUGGUUGGAACACCAUACUGGAUGGCUCCUGAAGUGGUCACACGGAAGGCCUAUGGCCCUAAAGUGGAUAUCUGGUCUCUGGGUAUCAUGGCUAUUGAAAUGGUUGAAGGCGAGCCCCCAUAUCUCAAUGAAAACCCUUUGAGGGCAUUAUAUUUAAUAGCAACAAAUGGCACCCCAGAGUUGCAGAACCCAGAGAAAUUGUCCCCAAUAUUUCGUGAUUUUCUAAAUAGUUGUUUGGAAAUGGAUGUAGAGAAAAGAGGGUCAGCCAAAGAACUGUUACAGCAUCCUUUCCUGAAACUGGCCAAACCUUUGUCAAGCUUGACGCCGUUGAUCCUAGCAGCCAAAGAAGCAAUGAAGAGUAACCGUUAGCGUUGCUGCUGUGGCCUUCAUGAUUUUUGUUUUUUGUUUUUAAAUUUUUUCAUAAUAUAUAAAUUGUUGCUCUUGUUGGGGAGGUUGACAUUCUGCAGAAGGGAAAGAAAAUCUCUCGCCUGGAAGACACAAGAGAAGAAAAAAAAGGUGGUGGUGUUAGUGAACUCUUCUGGAAGAAGAACUGAAUCACUGGCCUGUUCCCCACUUUUGCAGGCAACUCAAAAAUGUAUUUUACUAUGCCUGGGAGUUGUUGUUUUUUAUGACUUUGCUGUACCAGAUCCCACUCAGUGUGCUCUGUUGGGCACUUUCAAUACUUGAACGACAGAUUCAAGCUUGUAGAGGGAGGCAUUACUUUUUGAUCUGCUGACCUUUUAUACCCUGUUCCCUUCCCUCUGUCAGUCAGUCAUUCAAAAUAUUGUGGUCUCUGAAUUGUUAAAUGACAGAUAUGGUAGAAAUGUGAAAGUUCCUCUUGUUCCCUUAUCUCUAUAAUAUACAAUUUAGCUAUAACUAUAUUGUAGCAUUAACCACCCAGCUACCUAGGAAGGAUAAUUUUUCAGUGGCUGUUCUUAAAAGCAGAAGAACAUGGGCAGAGGGGAAAGAAGAAGGUUCAGCAAAGUUUGAUAUGGAAUUUUUGUGGUAUGGACUUCUUAACAUAAAGGAAAGAUGCCUCUGAAUUUUGGAGAUUGAAUACAUGUGGGGAAAAGGAAGGAAGUGUUGCUUUUCUUUUCUUUGUUAAUGCUUACACCAUCCUCUGGGCUUGGGGAGAGAACCCCAUCCCUAUGAAUUGUCUUCCAUUCCUCCCUUGCCUGUGUAGGCUUGUUGGUAAUAUUUUAAAGGAAUGUCUUGAAAGUGUGUUGUUUUAUAGCAAAGUUCUGUAUCCAUGUUCUGACUUGGGCUUUGGGCUUUAUGCUGGUGCCUUCUGAAUUUUUAAAUUACUCUUCUUUGUCUUAAAUACCUUUUGUAUAUGUUGUACAUUUUCCCUCCAAAAACAACUUUGGAGUUGUCAGAAUUAAGUAUUAGAGCUCUCUUCCUCUUUAUAAAUAAAUAAAUAAAUAUAUCUGCAUCAUUUCUACUAACAAAAGACCCAGCAGAUUUGCAAAAAUAGAAGAUCCAAGAUGUUUUGUAUAACUCAGCCACCUGAAUCUUCCGAAGGCCAAAAGUGCUAUUCUGCGGAGACAAAAAUUGGAGAUAGCAAAAUAGCUGAUUCAAUAUUAUUUGAAUUGGCUUGUGAAUAGCUGGAGAAACUUGCCAUCUCAUGGUGAUCCUUUCUCUUGAAAGACUUACCAACUAUGGCUGAAGACAAACACAAGAUAAAGUGCCUCCUUAAUGAAAAAAAGUAAUUGGAGCCGUAGAGGAACUGAAGGUCUGGUUCAGGUUGCCAAGUACACCACGGAGACUCUUCACUCACAUCAGCCUUAUAAAAUCACUGUGUUUAUGUGCAGCUUCUCUUGAUGGAGAAUUCCUAAGUGAUGUGCCAAACAGUAACAUAAGAGACUCAUUAAUCUGGUGCUAUAGCUUUGUCGCAUUCCUAUAUGGUAGUAUUGGAAGAACAUUUUAAAAUCCUAAGAGGUAAUCUAUCAUGCCUUUUCUGAUGGUCAGGGGAAAACCUCUUUCUUACUUGUAAACAAUAUUAAUAUGUGUUGGUAUAAGAACAUCACUUAUGCUGGGUUUUUAUUAACAGUUUGCAAAAUUUCAGGUUCUGAGCUAUUUCAUCGCAGAGGGCUCCAUUCCUUCAGAUCCUGGAGCUUCUUGCAUUCUGCUGUGUACCAACAAAUGCCUUAAUGCAGCUGAGAGCAGUGCCAUACCCCAGCAUGUAGUCAUAUAUCAUGUGAGAAGUAUUCAUUUGAAAACUGUGUAACAAAGCAGCCCAGUUUAUUUUCAGAGCAUUUUGAAUGUCUUUUGGUUUAGUCCAAGAAGUGUGGUAUCCUGUCUGAGUGGUAUUUUAGGAGGUAGUGGUCUUCCUCUGGCCAUAACUUGCAAUUCAAUUACUAUAAAAGAUAGAAUAGCCAUGCCCUUAAGUUUGAUAUAUGUGAAUCAAACCAAGAAAUUUAAAAAAGCUCUACAGUUAACUUUACUCUUCUUACCAUUGGGUCUUUGUCUGUUGCUGGCAAUGGAAUUUGUGGAACCCAUGACUCCUGUGAGAUAGGUGUAUGUUGGUGUUUUAUGGUAGCAAUUAAAGGUAACAUUUCAGAACAGCAUGUACUGGCUUUUAAUUUCAUUAAAAUUAUUUAAAAUGAGCAGUUGACUGCAUCUUUGUGAGGGUUCUCAAACCCUUCUUUAAAAGUUGCUUACAAUUAGGAUUAGCUCAGUAUUUGUUGAAGCACAACCCAUAGCAUCUCUGGUGCCAUCGUGAUCUUGAGUACUACCACAAUAUGUCCAUUUGGGUGCUCUUAAGUAUAACUUGCAGCUUUGUGCUAUGGCAGUUCGUUUAUCUAAUUUCCUUGUCCCAUGUUGCUAGAAAGGAAUUAGGAAUAGAAGUAGAAGUGAACUGAAAUGGGAACUCUUCACGCAACAGAGAAACCAUCAGGAAGUUUGAGAUAUAAUUGUUUAUUAUGCAGUGAUGCAUGCAGUUUGUAUGGUAUAUGGACUGAAAAUAUAUUACAACUGUCUGAAAAGCUUGGUUUAGAAGUGGAAAAGUGGCAGUCUUCCCCUUGAGGUCUGGUUUGAUCUUCAGGAUUAUGUCUGCUGAGCACAGGAGGGAGAACACUUAGCAGAAAAUCGCAAAGGUUCUUAACUCCUAACUGAUCUUCCUGUUAAAGAUGCCUUAAACCAAUUUUUCAGGCACUAAUGUGACUAAAUAUUGGCUGUAUUUCAUCAAAAUAUGAGCCCUCCGGUAGUUGGGUGAAUCUUUUUUUUGAGUGUUGGGCAUGUUUGCAAUGGCACACCAUGAUUGAACCUGAAAGGAGGAGAGAAGGGUAUCUCAUUCCAUGAAAGCAGGCUUCCCUGGAAUGAUGAGCUCCCAGAUUUUUCCCCUGCCCCACCCCCAAAGUUGAAAUGAACAUGACUACUUACCAUAAAUAAGUUGAGCAUUUGUUGAUUUGAAUGGAGACAUUAACCACUUGAGAAUAUAUCUGAUGAACAUAAGUGGGCACUGUAUAUGUUCUUUAGAGCAGUUUGGAAUAAAGUAACUUUGCUGUUAAAAGUUACAGAAUUUCUUUUGUCUUCAUAGCUGGAAUUAAGUAUAUCUUCUUGAAACGAUUUCUUUCUUUGUUCCCUUUCUCUCACUUUGUCAGAUGGAAAUGGAAGUAGUGCAAGCUUUUAAUUUUUUUUACUGUCUUCAAAUGUUGUUGCCUUUUGUUUAAUUUAAUCCCAUUCUGUUAUUUAAUUGUUACUGCAAUAUUAACUACUGUAUUUGACUAUGUUUAAUGACUUCGUUCUUUCAGGGCUAGAAAUAAACAUUUCUAAAUUG